This is a messenger RNA of Rasamsonia emersonii CBS 393.64, 609 nucleotides long. Its product is annotated as Class E vacuolar protein-sorting machinery protein hse1. Lineage: Eukaryota; Fungi; Ascomycota; Eurotiomycetes; Eurotiales; Trichocomaceae. The record is from RefSeq and is a predicted model, not a curated record. The transcript has a single exon. The annotation marks the transcript as partial.
UUAACUUCAGCUUCAAAACCAGACUCUCAACCGUCUCAACCAGCUCAGCCUAACGGAUCCAACUAUUAUGGAGCGGAACAGUCACUUCCCUAUCGUACGGCCGCGCAGUCUCCUGAUCCGCGAAACCAGACGCCAACUGGAAGUCGGCCAUUUCAACAGCCACCCCCUUCAGACUCCUAUCAACCUGUGCAUCACCGUCCGCAGUCGACAUACGAGCAUCCACAAGAGCUGGGAACCUCGAUCUAUGAUUCACCUGUCGAACAGCGUCAUUCGUACCAGCCCGGUGCUGCGUUGCAGCAAGGCCCUCCGCACCACCCGCCGCAGCAAAACCAAGAACAUUCGCCGUCAGUGUACUCUCCUGAGGAUAACGCUCCUCAACCACGGCAUCAGUACCCUUCUCAGCAGCAACAACCGCCAUAUCCUACCUCAACAGCCCCGGCACAUCAACCGCCGCCCACGCAACAACCACCCCCGAUUCCAACAAGCAGUCCGCAACCCACUCCAUAUCCGGCGUUGAAUGCAGGUCAACAAGCUGGAGGGGGGUACCAGCCCUACCAGCCACCACAGACGAGCUCUAUUAACUCAAAUCCCGCUUCAUAUUAUCGGUAG